AUGGCAAUGCUUUUCAUGGCUGUCUCAGGCACCCGUCCUUUGGUGGCCAACGAACCUGCAAAACACGAUAUUCAUAGAAAACUUUUUGUUGGUCAGAUUUUGGACGCAGUAUUUGGUCGUUCUCCACCUGAGGCACCUGCACAAGUAACUGUAUCAGUAGAUAAUCCUAAUGCAGAUCAUUCGGUUUUCGUUAUAGGACAACCUGUUGUCGAAUCAUGGGAAUCUUCCAUUCUAGGGUUCAAUCUUAAGAGCACUCUCACUCAUGGGCAUAUUUUUGCCCAUGAGGAGAAUUAUGUGAAAAAAAAAGAGUAUUUUAGCUCCACACUCAAGGGCCGUAAAAAAUAUGACCGUGAGGAAUUUGACAAAUGCCCACAGCUAUGGCAAAUGGAAAAUGCUACAGUGUUGUUUGAGCGAAUGCUGUCAACUGGAGGGAGGAAGUUCUUGAAGCUGAUUGGAGGAGUUGAUCUGCAAAAAACAAUCAAUAGAUGGAAGAGAGAUCUUACUAAGUUGGAAGCUCUGCUUGAGGAUGCUGAGCUGCAGCAAUUUCACAGUAAACAUGUCAAGUUAUGGCUCAAUGAUCUCCAAGAUUUAGCUUACGACAUGGAGGAUAUCAUGGAUCAUUUCGCAAUCGAAGCCCAGCGGUAUGAGUUGGAAAAGGCAGAGGAAGAUCAAGUUAAUGCAGUAGAUGAUCACUCUCACCAUGGGAUUCUAGACAAUAUGGUGCAAACCAUUUAUGCAAGUGGCUCAAGAGCCGCGGGUAGUCUCUCCACCUUGUUCAACCCUAUUGAUCAAGACAUUCAAGACAAGAUUGAUGACAUUUCAGAGCGCUUGCAAGAUAUACAAGACCAGACCCAGAGUUUAAGCCUCACUGCAGCACACAUGUUGCAGCAGCAGACCCUCCAAACAGAAACUAUUCGACGCCAAAGAGAAUCUGCUUCUUUGGUAGGCAAGGUUUUUGGAAGGGAUGACAAGAAAAACAAGAUAAUUACACUGCUAUUGAAAGAUGAUCAGAGUGCUGAGAAUUAUGCUGUGAUUCCUAUUAUUGGAACGGGUGGCAUUGGGAAGACGACCCUUGCUCAGUAUGUAUACAACAAUGAGCAACUGAACGGUUACUUUGAUCUUAAGGCAUGGGUGUGUGUCUCAGAUGUGUUCGAUGUCAAACGUAUCACGAUAGAUAUAAUUAACUCGGUCACCAAGAGCAGUUUCGACUGUAGCAACUUGGAUCAGGCACAAGUGAAGUUGCAGGAAGUGCUAAACAACAAGAAAUUUUUGAUUGUUCUUGAUGAUAUUUGGAGAGACGAAUAUGAUGAUUGGUACAAGCUACAGGAACCUUUCCAAUACGGUGCAGAAGGAAGCAAAGUGAUAAUGACAACCAGAAUUGAAAGUAUUGCAAUGAUGAUGGUUAACAAUCCUACUCAACGCAAUAUCAUCAAGUUACAAAGUUUGUCAAAAGAUGAUUGUUGGCUUAUAUUUCAGCAGCAUGCAAGAGUAGAUUCUGACCUCACCGACUUGCGGGAUGUUAUUAUGGAAAAGAUCGAUGGAUUGCCUUUGGCCGCAAAAGCUCUAGGAGGUCUCCUUAAAAGCAUUGCAGACAAAAACCAACACCGGAAGAUAUUAGAGAGCAAAGUUUGGGGUGAGAAGAGUAGUGUUUUGCCAGUUCUAAGGCUGAGUUACCAUCAUAUGCCAUAUCAUUUGAAGCGUGUCUUUGCUUAUUGUUCUGUGUUUCCAAAAGAUUAUGUGUUCAAAGAGGUGGAAGUUGUCUUACUAUAA
This is a messenger RNA of Chenopodium quinoa (quinoa), 1770 nucleotides long. RefSeq names its product putative disease resistance protein RGA3. The record is from RefSeq and is a predicted model, not a curated record. Gene Ontology annotation, biological process: defense response to other organism. Gene Ontology annotation, molecular function: ADP binding. The transcript has 4 exons. The coding region runs from base 1 to 1770 and encodes 589 amino acids. Lineage: Eukaryota; Viridiplantae; Streptophyta; Magnoliopsida; Caryophyllales; Amaranthaceae.